AUGGUGGAGCACGCGGGCUCGCAGGUCGCUCACAUUGCUCAGCGCGACGCUUGCUUCGGUAUCUCCAAUGCUUGCCUCGCAUCGCAUGUGUGCUGCGACGCGCGAUUGCAGGUGCGCAAGCCGAGCGCGGUGAGCUUUGAGGCCGCGACCACUCUGAUCAGCACCUGGUGCACUGUGCACGUGGCGUUCGUCCGGUCCCGGCUCGUCGGCUCGCGGCGGCUGCUCGUGCACGCUACGGCCGGCGGCGUUGGCCUGGCGGCUUCGGAGUACGCCGCGUGGCUUCGCCUCCGGCUCUUUGGCACCGCGGGCGCCCCGCGCAAGCACCACCUCCUGCGGUGCUGCGGCGUACGCUCGACUGCGAGCUCUCGCCAAGCUGCCUCGUGCGGGCAUUCGCUCGCAUCGCAGCUUGGCGGGCGGCGCCUGGACGGCGUGCUCAACAGCCUGUCCGCGGACUUCAUCUCCACCUCCUUCGCGCUCCUUGCGCCGGCCGGCCGGUUCGAAGAGAUCGGGAAGCGCUCCGUGUGGAGCUUUGCGCGAGCCGCCGCCGCCGUGCCGAGCGCCUAUUCCGUCCUCGACAUGGCGCUCGACGUCCCCGCCGACCCUGACUGGUACUCUGCAGAGGUGCUGCAGGUCCUCGCGCGGCGGCUCGAGGCGGUUGUGGUCCACGGCCUCCCGCUCCGCAGGCGAGGCAUCGCAUGGUAG
Messenger RNA from Emiliania huxleyi CCMP1516, 702 nucleotides. RefSeq lists its product as hypothetical. The transcript has a single exon. Gene Ontology annotation, molecular function: oxidoreductase activity. The record is from RefSeq and is a predicted model, not a curated record. Lineage: Eukaryota; Haptophyta; Isochrysidales; Noelaerhabdaceae. Bases 1 to 702 code for a protein of 233 amino acids.